AUGGCCUCUUCUACCGCCACCAACGUCGUCGCCGCCGGCCCUCGUGCCUCGCCACUUCAGUAUAACGCUCCCCUCGGGACCCGAUGGCAGAAGGAGAAGGACAAGGCCGGAAAAAACGCCUUCGAAUUCCCCGAGGACCCGAAGUACGUCGGUCCCUGGAUGCUCGGCGAAUGCGUCGGCAAGGGCGCCAGCGGGCGCGUCAGAGUUGCGCAGCACCGCCGGACCGGUCAGCUCGCCGCCGUCAAGAUCCUUCCGCUGCAGCCCAUCAUCAGCUCACGCGCCGAUCUGGCGACGGCGCACGCCAAGUCUGAAAAGUUCCGUCUCGGCGUCGACAAGGAGAUUAUCACCAUGAAGCUCAUGAAUCACCCCAAUAUCAUGCGCAUAUAUGACGUCUACGAGGGCGAAAAGGAGCUCUUUCUCGUCUUGGAGUACGUUCAGGGCGGCGAGCUCUUCGAUUUCCUCGUCAACCGCGGGCGCAUGGCGCCGUUCGACGCGCUCCUCUACUUCAAACAGAUCAUCGGCGGUUUAAACUAUGCCCAUGCUUUCUCCAUCAUCCACCGCGAUCUCAAGCCGGAGAAUAUCCUGAUCGCCUCGCUCGACCCGCCGAUCAUCAAGAUCGCCGACUGGGGCAUGGCUGCUUUCGCUCCGCCUUCUUCUCAUCUAGAGACGAGCUGCGGCAGUCCUCAUUAUGCCAGCCCCGAGAUUGUCAACGGCGAGCGGUACACCGGCUGCGCGUCCGAUAUCUGGAGCUGCGGCGUUAUCCUGUUCGCUCUCCUAACUGGUCGUCUGCCUUUCGACGAUAAGAACAUUCGGGUUCUCCUCGGCAAAGUUCGCUCCGGGAAGUACGAGAUACCCUCCUACGUCGAUCCCGAAGCGAGGGACCUCCUGACUCGCAUGCUGGUCGUUGACGUGCACAAAAGAAUCAAGAUGUCAGACAUUUUAUCGCACCCAUGGCUCCGGCAUGAUACUCCCUCCAUACCGUAUACGCCAGCACCGUCCCUUUCCGAGCUCGCAGCCCCGAUA
Molecule: messenger RNA, 1023 nt
Organism: Punctularia strigosozonata HHB-11173 SS5
Lineage: Eukaryota; Fungi; Basidiomycota; Agaricomycetes; Corticiales; Punctulariaceae
Product: Pkinase-domain-containing protein
Exons: 2
Biological process (GO): intracellular signal transduction; protein phosphorylation; microtubule cytoskeleton organization
Cellular component (GO): cytoplasm
Molecular function (GO): tau-protein kinase activity; protein serine/threonine kinase activity; ATP binding
Source: RefSeq, a predicted model, not a curated record